AUGAUGGAUUUUGACGAGAGGGUCCCCGUCGGAUCGAACAUGUAUUUACCUAGUUGUACCUACUAUGUGUCGGCGGGGGCAGAUUUUUCCACUCUCCCCUCAUUUUUGUCCCAGACCCCGUCUACUCGCCCCAUGACGUACUCCUACUCCUCUAACCUGCCGCAAGUUCAGCCCGUGAGAGAGGUGACGUUCAGGGACUAUGCUGCCAUUGAUGCGUCCAGUAAGUGGGCGCACAGGGGAAAUCUGCCCCAAUGCUAUCCCCCCACAGAGGACAUGGUGCACAGAGAUUGUCUGUCGGCACAGACUACCGUGGGGGAAAUGUUCGCCAAAAACAACCCUGCUGCCGCUGCCGCGUAUCACCACCACCACCACUCAGGCUCGGGAUCUGCAUCCAAUUUUUACGGUAAUGUUGGAAGGAACGGGGUGCUGCCUCAAGCAUUUGACCAGUUUUUCGAGACGGCAUAUGGAAAUCCAACAGAAAACCAUUCAGCGAACGACUACUCAGGGGACAAAACGGUCACCAAGACGGCAAGCUCUGCGCCGGAGCACGCACCAUCAUGCCGGGACACAGAGGCGAAAGAGCCGCGCGAGGAGACCAGCAGCCCAGAGUCUUCCGGCAACAAUGAGGAGAAAUCGAGCAGCAGCAAUGGACAAAGGACCCGUAAGAAAAGAUGUCCUUAUUCAAAAUAUCAAAUAAGAGAACUGGAGAGAGAGUUCUUUUUCAGUGUGUACAUUAACAAGGAAAAACGGCUGCAGCUCUCUCGUAUGUUGAACCUCACCGACCGUCAAGUAAAAAUCUGGUUUCAGAACCGAAGAAUGAAGGAAAAGAAAUUAAACAGAGACAGAUUACAGUAUUACACCACGAAUCCUCUGCUAUAGGAUUCAUUGCAUUUACAGACUUGACUGCUGUGUCUUUUCCUCAGACGUAUGGCUGCAACAAAACGACAGUGACCACAACAGCAACAACAGCGCUCAACGGUUAAUUUCAAGUUCGAGGACAAUUUACUCUCCUGAUUUGAAAAUCAGCAUGAAGACAUAGUAUGAACAUUAGACUCAUGAGACUUUGUUUAAGAGUUUUUCUGUCAUCACAAAGACAAUUGUAUUUUGUCCAGACAUAUUCUAAUAUUAUUGGAGCGCACAGUCUCUUUGUUAAUUUUCUUUUCACGCGGACAACCUAAUCAGUCUAUGCACUGACCUUACGUUUUUGUAAUCAAAAUAACCCUUGAUUUUAAUUUUCUGUUAUUGAAUCUUAGGACUCUCAACCUGGGUCGGUUUACUUGUAUGAUGUCGUAGGCCUACAAGUUAACACUUUUGGUUACGGACUUUGUUAUGACCAAAUAUGCCUUAUGACUCUGCACAGACAGACAUUGUCUCUAUUUGUUAGGUUAUUUAUUUUGUGGCCAUUGUUUACUCAUUUGUAAAACUAUGGCUAUUGGGAUACCAUGUUUAUUUAGUAUGACCCCAGCACAU
Messenger RNA from Hypomesus transpacificus, 1470 nucleotides. It is a transcript of the gene hoxa11a, whose product is annotated as homeobox A11a. Bases 1 to 879 code for a protein of 292 amino acids. Gene Ontology annotation, cellular component: nucleus. The transcript is spliced from 2 exons. Lineage: Eukaryota; Metazoa; Chordata; Actinopteri; Osmeriformes; Osmeridae. The record is from RefSeq and is a predicted model, not a curated record. Gene Ontology annotation, biological process: anatomical structure development; regulation of transcription by RNA polymerase II. Gene Ontology annotation, molecular function: DNA-binding transcription factor activity, RNA polymerase II-specific; RNA polymerase II cis-regulatory region sequence-specific DNA binding.